CACGACUCGGAGUUGGGGGCGGUGAGGCUGGGUCGGGCUUGUGUCAGUGGUCGGAGAGAAACCGGCCGAUAGCCCCGGCCGCCCUCUGCUCCCCUGCGCCCCGCGCCCGCCGCCCGCCCGCCCGCCAAGACGCUGCGGCAGUUCAGCUAUGCUUCGCCGGCAGAUCAAUCGCUUGCUUGUUGGAGAAGAGAAACGUGUCAGCACCCGGACUAUCCUUGUUGGCCACCACCAGGUUUCCGAAACAGAAGCUUACAUUCCUCAGACGUUCUGCUCCAACCAAAUCGUUUCAUCCAAGUACACACUCUGGAAUUUUCUUCCAAAGAAUCUCUUUGAACAGUUCCGUAGAAUUGCCAACUUUUACUUCCUUAUCAUCUUCCUUGUACAGGUCAUAGUAGACACACCAACGAGCCCUGUCACAAGUGGGCUGCCUCUUUUCUUUGUCAUUACGGUCACAGCCAUUAAGCAGGGUUAUGAAGACUGGCUGCGGCACAGGGCUGACAAGGAGGUGAACAAAAGCACAGUCUUUGUGAUCGAAGAUGCAAAGCUUGUGAAGAAAGAGUGUGAGAACAUCAAGGUUGGUGACAUUGUGGAGGUGUCAGCUGAUGAAACCUUUCCUUGUGACCUGAUAUUCCUCGCAUCGAGUAGCAAAGAUGGGUCCUGUUACGUCACCACGGCUAGUCUGGAUGGAGAAUCAAACGUCAAGACUCACUACACUGUGCAGGAUACGGCAAAACUCUGCACUUGCCAAGCCUUAGAUGGCCUCACCGCCACAAUAGAAUGUGAGCAGCCCCAGCCAGACCUGUACAGGUUUGUGGGCAGAAUUAACAUCUACAAAGCUGGUCAAGAGCCGAUUGCCAGGGCACUGGGUCCAGAGAACCUCCUGCUGAAGGGAGCAACCCUGAAAAACACUCCUAAAAUCUAUGGAGUGGCUGUCUAUACAGGAAUGGAGACCAAAAUGGCCUUGAACUAUCAAGGGAAAUCUCAGAAACGCUCCGCUGUUGAAAAGUCGAUCAAUGCUUUCUUGAUAGUCUACUUAUGCAUUCUUGUGGGUAAGGCUAUUGUGUGUACCACUCUGAAGUACAUCUGGCAAAGUGCUCCACAUAACGAUGAACCUUGGUACAACCCCAAGACGCAGAAGGACAGAGAAACCUUCAAGCUCUUAAAAAUAUUCACCGAUUUCCUGUCCUUCAUGGUUCUGUUCAAUUUCAUCAUCCCCGUCUCCAUGUAUGUGACAGUCGAGAUGCAGAAAUUCCUCGGCUCCUUCUUCAUUGGAUGGGACAAAGAGAUGUUUGAUGAGGAGCGCCAAGAAGGGGCCUUGGUGAACACCUCUGACCUUAAUGAAGAGCUUGGCCAGGUCGAGUAUGUGUUCUCUGAUAAAACAGGGACUUUAACACAAAACACCAUGGAGUUCAUUGAGUGCAGCAUUGAUGGCUACAAGUACAGCGAUGCCUUUUCAGAGGUGGAUGGACCACAGCUAUCUGGCAAAGCAGAAAGGGAGCGAGAAGAACUGUUCCUGCGUGCCUUGUGUCUCUGCCAUACGGUUCAGGUCCAGCAAAAGGACUCAGUUGAUGGAAAGGCACCACAGUCCAACUAUGUCGCAUCUUCCCCAGAUGAAGUAGCUUUGCUGCAAGGAGCUCGAAAGUAUGGUUUCACUUUUCUAGGACAAGAAAAUCACUUCUUGAUGGUACAGAAUGCACAACAGGCAAUCGAGAGCUACGAGUUGCUGAACGUCCUGGAUUUUGAUUGUGUGCGUCGCCGAAUGAGCGUGCUGGUGAAGACCAACAACGGAACGAUAUACCUGUUCUGCAAAGGAGCAGAUUCGGCCAUUUUCCCCAGGGUCCCACCAGCCGAAGUGCAGAGGACAAGAGUUCACGUAGAGAACAAUGCACUGGAUGGGUAUCGGACGCUCUGUGUGGCCUACAAAGAAAUAUCCUAUGCGGAAUAUGAGAUCAUCAGUAGGCAGAUCAAGGAUGCGACGAUGGCGCUACAGGACCGAGAAGCGAAAAUGGCCCGAGUGUUUGACGAAGUUGAGAAGAACAUGCAUCUGAUUGGCUCCACCGCCGUGGAAGACAAGCUGCAAGAACUGGCUGCAGAAACCAUUGAGGCCUUGCAUGCUGCAGGCAUGAAGAUCUGGGUCCUGACGGGGGACAAACUGGAGACCGCCCAGGCCACGUGUUACGCCUGUAAGCUGUUCCAGACCAGCACAGAAUUGCUGCCACUGACCACAAAAGUGGUGGGAGAGGAAGAUCAGAAGAGGGGGCGGCUGCACGAGCUGCUUUUGGAGUACCACAAAAAGCUCAUGGGCGACAGUCCCCGAAGCAGGAAGAGAAGCUGGACGUUCAGCCAGGAGUACGGGCUAGUUAUAGACGGGGCCACCUUGUCCCUGAUACUGAAUGCCCAAGACUCGUCUUCCAGCCACUACAAGAGCAUCUUCCUCCAGAUCUGCAUGAAGUGCACCGCGGUCCUGUGUUGCCGAAUGGCUCCUUUGCAAAAAGCGCAGAUUGUUCGAAUGGUGAAGAACUCGAAGGGGAGCCCAAUCACACUUGCCGUAGGAGACGGCGCCAAUGACGUCAGCAUGAUUCUGGAAGCUCACGUGGGCAUAGGUAUAAAAGGUAAAGAGGGCCGUCAGGCAGCCCGGAACAGCGACUACGCCAUCCCAAAGUUCAAAGACUUGAAAAAAUUGCUCUUGGCCCAUGGACAUUUGUACUAUGUUCGGAUAUCACACCUUGUUCAGUACUUCUUCUACAAGAAUCUCUGCUUCAUCUUCCCACAAUUUUUGUACCAGUUCUUCUGCGGUUUUUCUCAACAGCCUCUCUAUGACCCCGCCUACCUUACCAUGUUCAACAUCUGCUUCACGUCUCUGCCCAUCAUGGCCUACAGCCUGCUGGAGCAACAUGUCCACAUCGACGCCUUGAUGGCCUUCCCAAAAUUGUAUCUGAAUGUUUCCGACAAUGCCAUGCUGCAGCUGAAGCCUUUCCUAUACUGGACCUUCCUGGGCCUCUUCAAUGGCUGCAUGUUCUUCUUCGGAACGUAUUUUCUUUUCCACAGUGCUUCUGUGGAGGACAAUGGGAAGAUGGCGGGAAACUGGACUUUUGGGACAAUGGUCUUUACUGUGCUGGUGUUUACCGUCACCCUAAAGCUGGCAUUAGACACACGAUACUGGACGUGGGUAAACCAUUUCGUCAUCUGGGGUUCCUUGAUCUUCUAUGUGUUUUUCUCAUUUUUCUGGGGAGGAAUCAUUUGGCCUUUCCUGAAGCACCAAAGAAUGUUCCACGUCUUUGCACAGCUGCUGACUUCCGCAACCAUCUGGCUGGGGAUCUUUUGCCUGAUCUUCCUCUCCCUCUUCCCAGAGAUCCUUGUCCUGACUUUCAGAAAUAUGAAAAGAAAAACCCAUCAGCUCGACACUCUGGAGUUGCCAGUGUUGCUGUCCUACAGACAGCUCAGGAAUGACUGGACCUCUCCACUGAAGGCAGCGGACUCGGUGGCGAAUUGCGCAGGGCAGUGCCAACUCAGGAUCUUUCAGGUACAACGAUUACAACCCCAGCACGUGGGUGUCAGACAAACUGUGCUCUCCGAGGCAAAAUGAGUAUUUGGAAGCCAUGUACCCUCACCAAGAAGAAUGCAAGCUCUUCAUUCCUUUGCCCGGCUGCACAUGCUCUCUGUUUGAAAAAGAGGACGUGGGUUUGCUUUUGCAUUUUUAAACCUCGACAUGAAGGUGAGGAACCCUUGCCUUCUUUUCUUCCAUCCUCGUGGACGCUCUGAGAAGCCCCCACUGCAGUUUUUAUGGUGAAAGCCACAAGCGAGUUUGGAACUGGAACGGUUGACGUGUCCUCUCUCUGGCCAUGGCUCUGCAUGAGAAAGGAACUGCUGCUCUUUCAUGGAUCUCUUUCUUUGCUUGAUGUGUUUGUUUGCUUCCAACCAAAGAAAUGGCACAACUUUUCUGUUCCACUUUCCACAAACAGCACUUGAAACUUUCGUUUCCCAUUCCAUGGCUCUGCCCUAAUUUUGAACCAUUCUUCGUAGCUGUAGAGACGUUUAUCUUUUCCUGUUCAUGAAACAAGAACGUGCACCUUCUCUUACAUCGAUUCCUAAUGCAGCCCAUCAGGAUGGCUUAAGGAGCGAGGGCAACUGAAAGACCCUUCCUGUGGGACCCUCUUCCAUUACAAACACUGUGGGUAAUGUAAUGAAAUGUUCUUUUCUUAGUUAAGCAUGGGUGGAAAAUAUAUCGCAAAAGUUUGCAGGAUGCACAAAAUUCUCACUUUUUUAAUGUGUUCUUUUCUGUGGCCCACCUUCCGCCUCACCUCAAAUCACACCAUCAGAACAAACAUGAAUUCAUUUACUAGUGCUUAAAUGACUUUCUUGGGAUGAGUAAAAAUCAUUAAAACAUGUUCUCAGGCCUGUCUUAACUUGCUCACCUUCUCUGGAUGCAGUUUGCCACCUUCCAAAGUCCUCACUGUUUACAAGGCCUAGUCUGUGACGGUUACAAGCCAUGUGCUUUUGGCCCCACUAACCUUUUCUCCAUUUCCCAACCGUGGGCUUCUCUUAGGCAGUAAGCAGGUGAGGGGAAGUGCCAUCCUGCAGGGAUGUCGACCCUGCCUUACUUGGGGGAGAGCCUAAAAUGCCCAUCCUGUUUGUAUUUCCUCCCAAGUAUGGUGCUUCUAAACAGCUGAUGCACACAUGGCAUCUCAAAUACAUCCCUGUAAAACCUUGUAUACACUCAGCUAGACAACAAGUUUUGCAUGUGCAAUGAAGGCAUGUUCUCAGCUGCGUGUCCCUUGUGGGGACACACACAUGUGCAGGCAUUUGCCACCAUAUAUGAUGGAAGCGGUGGGGGAGGUGUUGGACACAUGGCAUAGUGCCAAGCUCCAGCAGGGUUUUCCUACCAAUGUGUGAACAUGCAACUCCGGUGUCACUGGGGGAGGGUGGGUGAAAGCUCCAGGAAGAAGUAAUUGGAGAUUAAGGUGAAGCUUUGAUUGAAGGGCUUCCUUCGGGCAAUUCCACCAUGCUGGGCUAUGCACAAAUCCCAUGGAAAUUGGAGCUGGGGAAGAAGGGAGAAGGACUAAGCUGGACCAAUCACAACCCUUGCAUGUCUCCCGGAGAUGCAGCCAAAUGUUCUAGAAAAGGGCCAAGAGAUCAGUAUCCCAGUAUCCCAGUUCCACAGAGCUUACGGAGUGUAUCCCUGAAAGCCGGAUGGUGUGUGAGAGCAAUGCCUGGCACUGACCCACGUUUUGCCAGCAGUGUCUUGUAAAAGAAACAUGUGGCUCAGCAUGAUCACGUUUGUUUUCCCUCUACAAUUCUUUGGCCGCUGCUUGCACGGAGCAGGGAAAUGCCAGAUGCGGUGACGCCACAUUGCAUCAAGCUCCACACACCAGAUGUAAACAAGGAUGCCACAGAGGGGGAGUGCCGGCCGUGCUUUCCCUGCAACUUCCAGACAGCUCCUAAAAAGUCACCACUGGAGCCCCCAGUUUAGCCAGCAUUUAUGCAUUUUUCCCCCCAGCAUGAGGGCUGGAACCUUGGAUUCUGGCUUCCUUACCCUCAAUUUUGUGAUUAACAUUGCAAUUUGAAAGCAUUUCUGCCCCAGUCAUUUACAUAGUCUGAAGAUAUGUUAAUUUUGUGUUUUGCUGUUUAAAGAUGGGGAUAAUUUUCAAAUUGAGUCAGGAGAAAACUGGAGAUCGCUGUCUUGCCCCCCCCACACACACACACACGCACAAACAGCAACUGAACCAGAAAUGUGUUUUUGUUUUUUUGGCAAGCUUGCCAGAGUCACACCUGUGAACAGAUUGUGAGUAUAUGUUGUAAAGAACAAACCAGCUGUGAAUCAAACUUCUCUUUCACCUCCACUCAGCCCUGAGGAAGAAAACAGUUAAUCCAGAGACAUGUGAGACGGAAAUAGCAGUUUGCGAUUCAUAAAGGCAUGGCAGAAGGGGGCGGGGGGCCCACACUCCUUCCUUGGCCACGCCACCGUCCACUCGUUUUGCAUCUCCCCGAGGCAUGCUCAAAAUGGCAGUGCAAACCACGGACAUGCCACAGUGUCAGCUGCUGCCAUCCUUGCAAAGCUGCACUUAACAAGAAGGAAAGUUAGUUUCCCUGGGAUCUCAUUAAAAACAAGCAGUCUGGUCUCUUUCCCAGGCAGCAGCUGGCGAUCAAAACCGGGCUGUAUCUUUCCAGACUGCAAAUGGGGAAUCUUAAAUUUUCUUUCAUGGGACUCAAGGGACACACUAUGCAUUAAAAACAAACAAACAAGGAUCAGGAGUUUGGGGUUGGAAACCGCCAAUAUAUGCUGACGUGCUUGGUGUCCCCUUUUCCUUCCCGCAAGGCAAGGGAGACGCUCAGUCUGACAUGAUACAGUCCAGGAGUAAAUUUAGCAUGUGAUUUACUGUCGAUACAGACUCUUAGGCCUCAAUCACUGUACACGGUUUUCUUUGUUUCAGAUGGUAUUUUCAAAUAACGGUUUUGUUCCCCUUCUCCUUUCCCCAGGGCUGGAGGAUUGUAUUUUAUGACCUAGAAUGAACAAGGGCAGUGAAAUUCAGCUUUGCAUCCAUGUCACGCCGCUCCAAAGACACUAGUGUCAAUAUUGUAAAACUCUUGUAAUUAAGUGGCGGAACGGCUUAAACAUACAUUUUGUAAAUAUGGGGGUCGGGAAGCAAAUGAGAAUGUAAAUUAUAUACAGAUUUUAAGAUGCAUUUUUCAGCUUCUUGCAAAAGCCGGCAGGACUGCAUUCUUAAUUUUUAUCACUUCAACUGCAAUUUUAUACAUUCAUGUUGCUUUCUAUAAUGACAAUAGAAUGUGAAUGUUAUCUUUUAUGAAUGCGACUUGCCCUUUUUUCAUUACAAACAAAAAUGACUUUUUGUUUUGAAAUAAUCAAUAAACUUUGGUAUGUUCUGAU
Varanus komodoensis (Komodo dragon) is the source of this 6886-nucleotide messenger RNA. It is a transcript of the gene ATP11C, whose product is annotated as ATPase phospholipid transporting 11C. NCBI's taxonomy places the organism in Eukaryota, Metazoa, Chordata, Lepidosauria, Squamata, Varanidae. Gene Ontology annotation, biological process: phospholipid translocation. Gene Ontology annotation, molecular function: magnesium ion binding; ATP hydrolysis activity; ATP binding. Gene Ontology annotation, cellular component: plasma membrane; recycling endosome; trans-Golgi network. The transcript is spliced from 29 exons. The coding region runs from base 149 to 3586 and encodes 1145 amino acids. The record is from RefSeq and is a predicted model, not a curated record.